Molecule: messenger RNA, 1139 nt
Organism: Ruditapes philippinarum (Manila clam)
Lineage: Eukaryota; Metazoa; Mollusca; Bivalvia; Venerida; Veneridae
Exons: 6
Coding region: 66-1139 (357 amino acids)
Source: RefSeq, a predicted model, not a curated record
UAAGAUGUCUUGGUAUAACUACAUUUAAAUGUGUUUGGAAGCAAUGCCUUCCACACAUUAAGAUAAUGACGGCAAAAGAUGACGUUUGUCAUAAGUGCGAGAUAAUAAGGAAACGGGUGGCUGAUGCUAUAAAUGAGAUGGACAAACUUGAGGCAGCAAACGAUUUACGAGAACAUAUACAGGACGCACAGAGAGAGCGACAGGUUUAUAGACAGACAAUAGAGGAGGCUCGUGAGGAAAUGAGGCACACAUCAGUCACAGUCAAUCGACCUGCCCAGCCAUGCACUAGUGAUUUAUCAAAAGUGCACUAUACUUUCGACUAUUCUCAAAAUGUGACAAUACCACAUCAUAGUCAACAAAUGGGCCCUUUGUAUUUUGUUACUGGCAGGAAAAUACAAAUUUUUGGCGUCCGUGUUGAUUCUGUGUCACAACAAUAUAAUUAUCUUAUAGACGAGGAUGAAUCGAUUGGUGCUGAUGGUACAGGGACACACGGGCCAAACUCAGUUAUAAGUAUGCUACAUCACUGCCUCGAAAACCAGGGAUUUGGAGAGAAAGCUUGCAUCAUGCACGCUGACAACUGUGGUUCGCAGAAUAAAAAUCGAUUUAUGUUAGCGUAUCUGGCGUGGCGAAUUCAUAUGGGGCUCCAUGAUGAGAUAACACUCCUGAUGGGAAUUCCUGGUCACACAAAGUGUCUUGUGGAUGGAGGAUUUGGACAUAUCAAGAAGCUGUAUAGACGCACGGACUGCGACAGUAUUUCGCAGGUGGCAUCUGUCGUGAGAAAGUCUGCUUCAAGCAAUUUCCCCGUGCUCUUCCGCAAGGAGGAUGGAUGUCAGAAUUGGACUUGGUAUGACUGGAAGACAUUUUUGCCGCGCUUCUUUUUACCAUUAAGGGUAUACAGCGGUAUCACUAUUUCCGUGUUACGAAAGAAUGCUGUAUACGUGAAAGAGCGCUCAACUGACGUAGAGCAGCAGGUCACAAUCCUAAAGAGAAAUGCUACAGUACCAGAAGAUAUUCUCCCUGCAGUUUUGCUACCGGGUGGACUUUCCCGCGCAAGGCAGCAAUACCUGUACAAAAAUGUACGACCUUUUGUACGUCAGGCGUAUCGUGAUGUGACGUGCCCACCGUUACGGGAAGAAUGA